GGUCCCUCCCGACUCAGGGACGCAUCUACCGACAGUCGUCAUCCUCCUCCAGCAAUCCCCAUGUGCUCUCUGCCCCGCUCCGCCUGAUCCCACUCCCACCGCCUCCUUCUGCUCGUCCGCGGCCCAUUCAUCCACAUCCGCCACAGUCCUCCAUGCCCUGCCUCCGGUGUGCCUGACGACCCGAUUCCUCGCCAACGAACUCCUCCUCAGUUCCCCACUUCCCGGAUCCCCGUCGCCCCGGCCGAGCAGAAACCGGAGCCCCGCCGCAGAUCCGCAGGGAGAAGGAGGGGGGAGAAUGGACGCCCCGUCGGUGGCGCUCUACAACCAGCUCAAGGCUGCUCAACCAUUCUUCUUGUUAGCUGGGCCCAAUGUGAUUGAAUCAGAGGAACAUAUCUUGAAGAUGGCCAAACACAUCAAAGCCAUCACGACCAAGCUUGGGGUGCCUCUUGUGUUCAAAUCAAGCUUUGAUAAAGCAAACCGUACAUCGUCGAAAUCCUUCCGCGGUCCUGGUCUGGAACAAGGCCUAAAGAUCCUUGAAAAGGUGAAGGCCGCAUAUGACCUUCCAGUGGUCACCGACGUGCAUGAAAGCUGCCAGUGUGAAGCUGUCGGAAGAGUUGCUGAUAUUAUACAGAUUCCAGCUUUCCUCUGUCGCCAGACUGACCUUCUAGUGGCUGCGGCUAAGACUGGGAAAAUUAUCAAUAUCAAGAAAGGACAAUUCUGUGCCCCGUCUGUUAUGGCCAACUCUGCGGAGAAAAUUAGACUUGCUGGAAAUCAAAAUGUAAUGGUCUGUGAGCGAGGCACCAUGUUUGGCUACAAUGAUCUAAUUGUUGAUCCAAGGAACUUUGAGUUGCUGAGGGAAGCAAAUUGCCCAGUUGUAGCUGAUGUAACACAUGCUCUACAACAACCAGCUGGGAAAAAGCUUGAUGGUGGUGGGGUUGCAAGUGGGGGCUUACGAGAACUCAUACCAUGCAUCGCAAGGACUGCUGUUGCAGUUGGUGUUGAUGGUAUUUUCAUGGAGGUACAUGAUGAUCCCCUGAAUUCACCAUGUGACGGGCCAACUCAAUGGCCAUUGCGCAAUUUGGAGGAGCUGUUGGAAGAAUUGAUUGCGAUCGCUCGAGUCACCAAAGGAAAGAAACCGCUCAAGAUCGACCUAACUCCAUUCAAGGAAUGAUUUGUCAGUGGAUAGCAAUAGGAAUAACCUUGUGGCUGCCAAUUGGUUUCACCAAUAUGGUCGUGUCCAGGCGAGUUGGCUCUUUGUAUGCGGUACUUUCAUUUACCGUUGGCUUCUAGCUUUGUUGGAUUGCCUGCAUGUAUUAGUUUCUUUCCAAGCGUAGCAUAGCAGCCACAGAUUGCUGUUUUGAAUGGCUCUGUCUCGAGAAUCAACCCGAAAGAAGUCGACUUUUGAUUUGUGGUGUUUCAGUUGGAGCACAUUUUUCGAAAUCGGACAGCAGGGUAAAGAAACA
Molecule: messenger RNA, 1463 nt
Organism: Triticum dicoccoides
Lineage: Eukaryota; Viridiplantae; Streptophyta; Magnoliopsida; Poales; Poaceae
Product: 2-dehydro-3-deoxyphosphooctonate aldolase
Exons: 13
Coding region: 296-1171 (291 amino acids)
Biological process (GO): biosynthetic process
Cellular component (GO): cytoplasm
Molecular function (GO): 3-deoxy-8-phosphooctulonate synthase activity
Source: RefSeq, a predicted model, not a curated record